Molecule: messenger RNA, 11024 nt
Organism: Anthonomus grandis grandis
Lineage: Eukaryota; Metazoa; Arthropoda; Insecta; Coleoptera; Curculionidae
Product: tachykinin-like peptides receptor 86C
Exons: 11
Coding region: 321-2237 (638 amino acids)
Biological process (GO): G protein-coupled receptor signaling pathway
Cellular component (GO): photoreceptor outer segment; membrane
Molecular function (GO): G protein-coupled receptor activity
Source: RefSeq, a predicted model, not a curated record
UUGGCUGCGGUUAAGGCGAAUCCGUCGCCGUCGUUGUCCCAACAUUAAACACUUGUUGAAAGUUAAAGGGACGCACUUUGACGCGUAAUUUAUGCGCUUAAUUUCUAAAUAACGUUCUGUUUUUUUUUAUGUGAUGGUAUUUGAGUUUUUUUUUGGUAAUUGAACUUUGAAAGAAGAUAUUGCAAUUAUUAAGAUUAUCUCCGCACUAAAGAAAAAAAAUCACAAAAUGCUCGCUAAAAUUACCAGUCAAGAUGACAGCAGGAGAGAUGCAGUAAGAUAGGAUGUCAGGAAGAAGCUAAAAACUUCGGCGUAUUGGCGGAAUGACGCUGAUUCUUUCCGUGAUUCUGACGAUUAUUUGCGCUAUAGGAAUCGCUUUUAACGGAUACACAGUUCUCGUUAUACUUCUAACUAGGCAGGUUCAUACUGCCAACAACAUUUUACUGCUACAACUUGGAGUAGUAAACAUCUUUAUUGGAAUUCUUUUUUUAAUAUUUUGUCUGCCGGGAGUAAAGGAAACAGAAUGGGCCAGGGCAGGCACCUCAUGUACAGUAAAUGGAUUUUUAUUUACUUUUUUGCAUCCCCUUGCUCUGUGGACUAUAUGUGGCCUGAACUGCGAUCGCUACUAUGCAAUCGCCUCACCGCUACAUUAUACUCAUAUUGUUAGUACAAAUAAGGUUAUUAUAGGUUUACUAAUUGGUUGGGUCAAUUCAUUCCUCUUAGCCAUUCCGCCGUUAGUCGACGCCGCUCCAUACAAGUUCCUGCCCGGUUUAGGCGCCUGCGCCCCCGACUUUAGAAGUGGUAAUGGUACCGUGUGGUACGCUUCCACAUAUACAGGGUUCACGUUUCUCAUUCCAGCUACUGUGUUUAUAUGUUGUAAUGCAAAGAUUUUAAUUAUAGCGAGAUACCACCGUCACCGAAUCGCCUCCGCCAUAUUCGAGGUGGCUCUGUCGGCGCAGGUAACCAUCACCCAUCAGCGCAAUCCGUUUUUUGUACCAACGGUAACGGCACCAUCUGCCGGUGGUCCCAAAUUCCGCGGUUCCAACCCUAUUUUGGCUGUUUUUUUACUAGUUGGAUCAUUCCUCGCCAUGUGUGUGCCAUACUAUGUUUUAAUAUUGUUCGAAGCUAUGUCUAAAGAGGUGCAAAAGUCAGAUUUUGGAUUGGCUGAAGGGAUAAAAGUUAAUUAUUUUUAUAUGGUGGCCGGAACUUUGCUGUUAUGUUCACCUGCUGUAAAUGGUUAUUUAUAUGGUCUAAAAAACAAAAGCCUAAAAAAAGCGUUUAUGAACUACUGGAGAAAAAAACAAACAAAAAGUGAAGUAAACCAUGAGAUCCAAGCGAGAACCCCGAGUACUUGUGGAUCGAGGAGACCAUCAUUGACUCCCUUUGGAAUAUUUACCAAAAACGCUGGAGUUUCCAGAAGGAUGUCCGAAACUCUUAUAGAUGUAAAUAAAUCCCUAAAAUGUCCACAGAAAAGUAAAAUUAAGAGAAUCACGUCCGAGUUCAUGUGGAGACCAUCAUCAGCAAACAAUUUAAAUAUGUCCCCUAAGGAAGAACAGCCUCCGAAACCAAUAAAACAAACUAUCAGCUGUAACACUUUAAGGGUCCCAGAAGAAAACAAUAUUAACCCAGACGACGAACCGAGAGUCUCAACAGAAAAAGACGCUACGUAUGAGUUGCCUGCAAAACCUUAUAGUCCCGGAAUACUUUUGCAGAAAAUUUUUAAAUUUGAACAAGAGAAAAUAAGUAAAAAAGGAAUAAAUUUUAGAGAGGGUGGUAGCCCGAAAAGGUCACCAAGAAUACUUAUAACGCGAGCGUUUUCGGAAGAAAGCGAUAAAAACUCACAAAGCAGCUCGCCGAGUCGAGAAAUAAACAAGAAACAUUCCACCUCGGCUUCGAAUUUAAUUGAAAGAAAGUGGCGGCAAAUAAAAUAUCAAGAUGAAGAUACUGAUAGCGACUGCGCAAAAUCAAAUUGCACAACGAAACCGCUGCUGGGUAGCAGCAGCUUAAGCAAUCGGUCCUCCGAAUCGUCGGAAACAUCCGGAUCUUCGGGGAAAAUUUAUAUUAAUAUUGAUGGUAGAAGAAUGUCGGUGGAUACAUCGGAAACCGAAAACUCAAACGAAGAUCAGCUUCUACUCACGUGGAAUUCCCACAAGAGAUUCGGCAGACCUGAAGACGCACGCAGAUCUCCGAAACCCAGUAUUAUGAAGGUCACCGUUCAAACCAAAGAAAUUGUUCUUUAGUCUAGAGCUGCAUCGUAGCCGACUGAUUUUAUAUGUGAAUUUUUCCCAUGCUUUCUGUAGUAUAUGAUUUUUGGUUUUUCAGCUCAAAUUAUCACAUAUUUAACUAUAAAUUGCGAUUUUAAACGUGCCGUAUAACAUAAAUGUGUCUUGUGAUUUUUUUUCUUAUUGUGAUAUUAUUUUUACGAACAUCUAUCUAGUCAAGUUGAUUUUGUCCUGUUUUCUAAAUGUGUACGUAAUAUUGGUGCGCAAAGGUGAAUGUUAUGUGCUAAAAUAUUAAUCAUUCCAACUAGUAUCUAAGUUUUAGUUUUAGGUUCAGUUUUAAAACUAAUUAAUGUAUGGGUUUAACAGCAAAUUGAAAUAAGGAAUAAUAUUAACCCAUUUAUUAAACUAGGUUGUUCGAAGAGCUGAUUUUUUACUUUGUAGAAAUUGAUUUAUUAAGGCUAGUAAAAUGCUUUCAAAAAACUAAAUAAAACAUUCCACUUUCACAGGAGUCGAGAGAUUAAAAAAGUAAUAAAGACAAAUUCUUGCCUAAGCUUGCACAAACAUAAAAUAAUUAGGAGAAACAAUGAAAAAUUUUAAAAGAAGGCUUCUUUUUAAAUUAAGCUGAUAGUACAUCUUGAUACGGUAAAAUUUUUGACAAAAUCAGGCUAAAAUAUUUAUGUCAAAAUGCAGAUAAAGAGGAUAAACCUUUAAAAGGGUACUAACGUUAAAACAGAAAAAUACUUUUAUCACCUUAGCUAACUGCAUGAACAUUCUCCAACUCUCUCCAUUUUGCAACAAUUCAGGAUCGUAUUCUCUUCCCAUUGCUCUCAGAAUAGGACAAUGUCUUAGACGUGAUCUCUCUAAAAAUCUCCGCCCUUCCGGAUUUUGUUUUCAAACCAUUUUGAUCACUUUUAAUUACUUUGAUAGUGUCGGGUUUGUUAUAGACCUAUAGAACUCGGCAUGGUCCAAAUAUCUUGCACCGAACUUUUCAUUCGGAACACUAAUCACUAUAAUAGACUAUCAAUUUAAGUCUUACUCCGUACGUGACCACUGGUCGUAUGACUAUUUUAUACAUUUUCAUUUUUAAUUUUUGGGAUGGAUUCUUGCUAUUAGUAUCUUCUUUUAGAGCAUGUACGCAUCUACAGCCGUAUUGGAUUCUUAUUUUGACUUCGUCGGAUAUACUGUUUUCUUCGUUGAUUAUGUUCAAAUUGUACUCUGUCAUUCUAACGUUUUGCCCUAUCUUAUCUCUUGUCGUUUUUUUAUCAACAUACAUGUACUUUGCUUUAUCCUCGUUAAUUUUAAGACCCAUUACUUCCGACUGUCUUUCAACUUUAUUGAAUGUCAUUUUCAAAUGCCAGAAGAUCCCUUGGGCCAUUAAUACCAAAGACCUCCAUGGUCAAUUCCGGUACUCUUAAGGCAUUUUCCAUACCGAAAAAUAUCGGGUAGAGGGAAUUACCUAGUUUCAGGCACCUCAAUACGAAUCUGAUAUUAUCUCACCCACUUGUAUUAGAUUUCUGGAGCCGUUGACACUGUUAAACUUGUUAACUCUACCACUGAGUCUCUUUGAAUACUAUUGAAUGAUAAAAGAAAUUAAAUUCCUCGAAUUACUAAUUGAACUAUUGAUUAUAUAAGCAUGGUGGAGAGGGUUAAAUGUGUUUUUUUCUGAUUAAAAUUAAAUUAAUUUUACUAUUACGUCCUUUUUGAAGGGAAAGCGAACAAUUUACAACUGCUAAGACAAACUCACACAGACAGACUGUUAGACAUAUCAAAUUAACCUAAAAUAAGGCUGCAUUCACAGGUGUGUAUCUAAAUAGUUGGAUUGUUAUUUCAACAAAUAUUGCCAGUAAAAAAUAUAUAAUUCCUGAUGUUGCCUAAGAAAGGACUAUCCUACAGCCAUAGCUUUAGCUACAUUUCUCAAAAGUUAUAUAUUAUAUUCUCUUCCUAUCGUAUACUUUGGUAGACAAAUAUUUGUGAAGCGAAAAAAUCUAUGCGAAUUAUUGGUGUUCAAUCGUUAGUCAACAUUUACCUUUGGAUUCUAAACUUAAAGUGGAGAAUCUAGAAGGUUCAAAAUUCUUGCCAUGGACCAAUAUUUGACUUAAAGAAGUACAAUCACCUUAGUGAUGAUAUGGAGUAAUAGAGAAUGAAGAAUCAUAGACUAUUCGACGUAGGUUCUUUUUUACAUAGAGCUUCUAAUGUUACUUUUAUAUACAUUAAAUGACAAAUUUUAUGAAUAAUAUUCGUGCAAUACAGCUAAACUCUUAUCUAGGGAUGGGUUUUUUAAAACUUGUCAAAAAAUACCAGAUUUCUUUUUUUUUUUUAAAUUCUAGUAGCAUUUCGUAACUUUAUGAUAGGAAAAAAUUAAUUGAUAGAGGCCAAAAAGUUACCCAUUUUUCAACACCACUAUGUACAUACCUAGGGACGUAUGUUGUUGUACCUGGAGACAAUUAUACACAAUGUGAAAACACUUUAUUAAACAUUUAUUUUCAAUAAAGUAUCACUUCAAAAUUCGCUAUAAAAUAUUUAGCUCGAGAUUUAAUAUUGAAUAGUUAGUUGAUCGUACUGUUUCGCGUUCAGGUUGUCUCAGGACAAUGUCGCUCGCCUCCAAAGUGAAAAUGUUAGAAUUUUUGAAAUCCACAAAAAAUAUGUAAGUUUAUAAUUUUUUUUUUUAGAGAAAUUGAACUUUGAGAAUCAGCCUUGUAACUUUUACAUUUUUUGCAACGUAAUACCCCUUAUUUUUUUCGUCUAUUGUGUAAGGCUGUAGUUACCUACUUCAAGAUAUAUAUUGACAAUUUAGCAUUUCCAAAUAUGUAUCUGCGUCAUCUUGAUUUAUGAAUUCCGAAUCUGAUGAACCCUCUUGAAAACUGGCUUCUAUUUUCUCAUUCUUAUUACUUUCUCUUCUUAAUUCCUUCUACUUUAUUAUUUCUAUUUCUUCUGGGAUGUCUGUUAUGAUUCUAGACUUUCCAACUCUUUUUCUGUUAUUGGCACUUUGACGGGGGGAGGAGGGAUUUUUAGGGGUGCGUCGUACCAUUUCAGAGAUAAAAGACUUUCUGGUUCUCUGGUAUGUAAAAACCUCAAGAAUAUUAGUUACGGUUGUUUGACCUUGACCCCACCCUCUGAACUUGUAGAACAUCCAGAAUUAUUAUUAAAUUCCUCUUUGUAGAAGUGCAUUUUGUUCUAUUUUUCACAAGGACACUUGAAACAAUUAAUUUGCAACCUCACAGACUUAAUUUGAUUAAGAAGCCAAUCUUAUAUUUAAUACGAUUUUCAUUACAUUAUUUCCAUAUAAUGGACUUCGGCGUUAUAAAAAAGCGAUGGAAUAUAAAGAGCGACAUAUAUUAGUUCAUUCUUAAAAAAGAAUAUAAAUGCGGAAAUGAUCCUAAUAUAAGAGAGGCAGAUCAAGAGUCUGAAGAGUUCCAUAGUGUGGAGCUGAAUAACGUGACAAUCAGAAUGCAUGUUUCCAAAAUGAAGAGAUACUUUAAGGUUCAAAUUCUUUAACUCACAAAAUGUGGCCAAUAAGCUUCUCUUUGGUUUAUGUUCAUAAGAAAUCUGACUUUCUUGUAGAGUGAAAAGCACAUUCAGAUGACCCUGCUCGAAACGAAAUGACAUAUUUGUGAUGUGACUUAAAAUAGAAGAAAUAAACCAUUAGUGAUACUUCAAGACCUAAUUUCUCUCUAAUCUUCUUAAUCUAUAAUCUUGGUGUGAAAAAGAAGUUUACGUCAGUUAGUUACCAAUUUACAAAUUUCUCUGUCAAUGUUAGUUCGCCUUUAAAGUUUUAUACUUUAUAUCACUCAAAGCCAGCUGUUCAUUUAUUUAUUGUUUUUAUGUAAGUAAUUAGAUUGCUUAAUUGAAUUAAAACUUAUUAAUUCUUUAUUUAAAUAAAAACAGGGUUAUUACAUAAAUAACAAUCAGAGAACGCUAUUUGAACUAUCAAAGUUUGUAGAAUCAUAUAAAUUAGAGGAUGUGAAUAUUACAUAUCUUUAUUUAUUUGUUAAUAAUUAUACAGUGCGGUCCCAAAGUAAUAAAUUGAUAAUUGACUACAAAAAAAUUACGGGAGCUAGUGUUUAAAGGAAAUUACAUUUAGAAAAAUGCCAAUAAACAUGAGAACUACAUUAAAUAAAAAAAUUUUCGUAAGACUUAUUUCAACAUCAUCACUGGUUUUAUUAUAAAUUUAUUACAACGCAUUGUAUACAGUGAAUACAACUCUAUAUAAAAACAUAAAAUAUUUAUAAUCCAUCUUUUUUCUAAUUCAGGGAUCUUGUACAAUAUAUUAAAUAGUAUUAUAAAUUCUCAUGUAUCAGUAUUACUAGAGGCUAUCAAAGAAGGCAUAAAUUAUAUUUAUUUUCAAAAUAGGUACCUAUAUGAAAUAUUUUAAUAAAUGUUAGAGAAGUUAUUUGUCUUUUUGUAUAAUAUAUAGAAUAUUAUGAUGAUCAGGGUCACUUGUUUUAGAUAAAUUGAGAAUACUACUUUAAUAGGAAUACCGUGAUCGAAGAAUAUACUUGGUAAGAACUGUAUAUUUGUAAGUCCUAAUAUGGUAUAAGGUUAAUUAAAAUUUUAUGUUAGCACUAAUAUCACAUUUGCACCAUAUGGUAUGUUUUUUAAUUAAAUGUUUGUUUUACAAGAAAUUCCAUGGUGAAAACUAUAUUUAGAUAAAAUUAUCCUUUUUGGAUCAGGUCUUAGUUUCCUACAAUUUUUUUCUUUAUAAUGACUUAAAAUUGUCUACUCCUUGUAUCGUAAAUAGUCGGAAACUAAUUAAUAAUAAAAAGAAAGAUCUACGAAUCAACCAAAUUUAUUCUACAUACAAAAUAGCUAAAUUGUAUCCCUGUAACGAGAAUCCUAAUCGUAAACUUACAUACAUCGUAUUUGCUUCAGUUUGAUGUUUAAUCUAUUUUGAAUCUAUCACUAGCGUUUGCGUAGAAUUGAUGACACAUUUCAUUGGUCACAUUUCAACAAACCAGUGAAUUAAAUGCUAAUAAGCAUGCACCAAUAUGAGACCAUAAAUGGAUGAGCAUUAAUUUUUCUUAAAAUAAAGAUAUCUCAAAAACCUGUUCUGAACGUAUCUGAAUUUGUGCAGCGCAUUAGAUUACCCAGUAUUUGUUUUGUUAAUCCCCAAGGUGUAUUUUCUUUUUUACUAUUGUAGUGUACAGAGAAUUUAAUUCCAUUAUUAUUAUAAUUAUAAUUGAUAUUAACUUUUAAAAAUUACUUGACAUGACAAAAUUUUUAAAAAUGUACAUAAUAUUCAAUAUUUCUAGGUUAUAAAAACACGGCGUGAAAUUGCCUUUAACUAGUAGAAAAUUUAUUGCAAUGUAGAUAUAAAAUAAUGUCAAAAGGGUGAGAUCAUUUUUUGAAAUGUAUUAACACAUCAUAUUUAUUAAAGCAUCUUAAAAUCUUGAGAAUGUUACGCAAAGUACAAACCGAAAGCAAACUAGAAUACCAAUGGGUUCUUUUCUAUAAAAUAAUGAAAGUAAUUUUACAAAAUUAUAUAUGAUAUUAAUCAUCCAAAUUUACGUAUUAUAUAAAGGCAUGAGUUUGCAAGAAUGAUAUGCAUGAUAGCAAUAACACGUCAUAGUUUUAUUAAGAUUUGAUAUUGGCAGCGUAAUUUAAAAAAAAGCAGCCGAUAGCAUUGCAUCGUCAAAUAUUGACCAACUCUGUCAAAUGCUUUUGAAAAAUCAAUAGAAACAGCUCCUAGUUGCUUACGCCUUUAGCGUCCAAGAGGAAAUCCGAAUAUAGCAUAAGAUUCGCCACUGUUGACUUCUGUUAUAAGCUUGUACUUCCAUGCCAAUUGAGUAGAUGAUGGUCUAAUAAUUUUAAUAUACAAUUUCUCAUUAUUAGAUAAAAAUAUAAGAAAAAGUGUUUUUUUUUCUUAAACGCCUUAUGAAUCGUAUACAUGCCUGUAGUGAUCAAAUUACGACGGGAUCACAUCAGGUCCUGAGGAAUAAUUAAACCUACAACUUAUGAUAGUGUUAUAGACACCAAAGACUUGAAAAUCUAGCAAUAGAUUUUUAAAGGUAAAAUUUUAAAGGUAUUUUAAGUCAAUUGACUAAAAUUUAUUUUUAUCUGAAGCAGCUGAGUGGUUAUAGCAUUUGAUUAGUCAAGGCAGUUGAGCUAGAAAUACACUUCAAAUUUUAGGCACUUUACUAAUAUUUUAAAGCCAAUUGUUAUUUUGUUGCAGGCAGAGUAUUGUUGCAUUUGCCUUAUUUUAGUCCAGUAUUUCCUCAAUUCUUGGUAACUGAGGCAAGAAUCCUAAAAUGUAUUUUUAUCUAAUCAGUUGAGUGAUCAAAGCAUUUGAUUAUUCCCGACAUUUGAGGCAAAAAUUCACUUCUAAGUUCAGACACUUCUGAUAUUCCAAAGCUAAUUGCUGUUUUAUUUUUUGCAGUUUAUUGCUGCAUUUGUUUAAUUUUAGUUCAAUAUUACGUCAAUUCUAGGGAACUGAGUCAAUAAUCUCAUCAUUUAAUUGCCUCGACUAAAAUUUAUUUUUAUUUAGGCAGUUAAGUAGUCAUAGCAUUUGAUUAGUCCAGGCAGUUAAGCUAAAAAUGCACUUAAAAUUUUAGGCAUUUUACUGAUAUUUUAAAGCCAAUUGUUAUUUUGUUUCUGGCAGUGUACUGCUGCAUUUGCUUAAUUUAAGUUCAAUAUUGCCUCAAUUCUAGGCAACUGAGUUAAGAAUCUAAUCAUUCAACUGCCUUAACUGAAAUUAAUUUUUAUCUAAAGCAGUUGUUAGUAAUAGUAUUUGAUUAGUACAGGCAGUUGAGCUAGAAAUUCACUUCUAGUUUCAGGCAUUUUCUUGGCAGUGUAUUGCUGCAUUUGUUUAGUUUUUGCUCAAUAUUUUCUCAAUUCUAGGCAACUGAGCCAAGAAUCUCAUCAUUCAAUUGCCUCGACUAAAACUUAUUUUUAUUUAGGCAGUUAGAAUAUAAUUUGAUUAAUUCAUGCUGUUGAGUCAAAAUUGUACUUCAAAUUUUAGGCACUUUACUGAUAUUUUAAAGCCAAUUGUUAUUUUGUUUCAGGCAGUGUGUUUCUGCAUUUGCCUUAUUUUAGUCUAAUAUUUCCUCAAUUCUAGGCAAGUGAGCCUAGAAUUUUAAAAUUUAUUUUUAUCUAAUCCGUUAAGUAGUCAUAGCAAUUGAUUAGUCCAGGCAGUUAAACUAAACUUGCACUUUUAAUUUCAGGCACUAUACUGAUAUUUUAAAGCCAAUUGUUAUUUUGUUUCAGGCAGUGUGUUUCUGAAUUUGCCUUAUUUUAGUCUAAUAUUUCCUCAAUUCUAGGCAAGUGAGCCUAGAAUUUUAAAAUUUAUUUUUAUCUAAUCAGUUAAGUAGUCAUAGCAUUUGAUUACUCCAGGCAGUUAAACUAAACUUGCACUUCUAAUUUCAGGCACUAUACUGAUAUUUUAAAGCCAAUUGUUAUUUUGUUUCAGACAGUGUAUUGCUGCAUUUGUUUAGUUUUUGUUCAAUAUUUUCUUAAUUCUAGGCUACUGAGCCAAGAAUCUCAUCAUUCAAUUGCCUCGACUAAAACUUAUUUUUAUUUAGGCAGUUAGAUAGUUAUAUAGUUUGAUUAGUUCAACAUGCAGUUGAGUCAAAAAUGCACUUCAAAUUUUAGGCACUUUAUUGAUAUUAAAAUGCAGCUUUUUCCUUAAUGGUAUUGUGAACAGACAUAAUUGCAGAUAUCAGUCGGCUUUUAAUCCUAGAUCAUUUAAGGAACUACAUACCCAAUAUCCCGAAAAAUUAAAUGUAUGCACUGGAAUUUUCGGCCACCGCAUUAUUGAGCCAUAUUUUUUACAUAGAAAUUUAACCUUGAGUUAUUGUAAACUACUAUUGAGAAACUGGAAACUACUACUUUAGUUACUGCCAUUGAGGAACCAAUGGCGCUCAUUGGUCAGAAAAUUUAAUUUUUCUGCAAGACGAAGCACCUCUGCCGAAAGGGAAUUUUUGGAUGAAAAUCGUCAUGGAAGAUGGAUUGGACGGAGAGAUCCAACUGAACGGCCUGCCAGACCUCCUGAUUUGUCACCCCUUGACUUUUUUUUGUGAGGUCAUUAAAAAUUCAAAUUUUAUGCAAUGCAGUCCGAUUCUUUAGAAUAUUUGCGACAACGAAUAGUGCACGAAAAAUUACACCUGAAAUGUUACAUAAUGUGCCCGAGAAUUUCGAGCAGUGUCUCCGCUUUGUAUGGAAGUUGGAGGAGAGCAUUUUCAAUAUUUAAUUGAUUUAAAAUAGAUUAAAUAUAAAUAUUAGAACAUUUUAAUUUAAAGCCAAUUUUUAUUUUGUUUCAGGCAGUCUAUUGCUGUAUUGGUUUGUGCAAUAUUUCUCUUAAAUUUUGCAAAAUAGCUGAUAGGAGAUAUAAGAUCCCUAAUGAGUAAAUUAAGCGUGUCUUAUGAAAAAUUUUCUUAGUUGAUACAAUAUUAGUCCAUUAUACCAAACAAAUAUUUAGAUAAUAUUAUUCUGGUUUGUUAAAUUAUUCUUGAAGAUUACAGACAUACUUUUAAUUAUUAUAUCAUUAUUUUAUUCAAGGAACAUUCCUGUAGGAAUCUUCAGUUAACUUUUUCAUUAAGGUUUUACAAAAACUUUUAUUUUAUGAUUUUUUCAACAAGUAUAUUCUUAGUAUCACUCCAAUAUAAAAACAAAUGACCUUGCAUUCAUCGUUUGGGAUUUGUUUUUCUAUUCGCAUUGUAAUAUGCAAGUUAAUAUAAAACUUAGUUAAAAUAUUAAUAUAUAUUAACUUGUAUAAAGUAAAUGCCUACAAACAAAAAACAUCCCUGUAAAAAACUCAAUGUUAGGUGAUACGCGUCACAUGCAUGUAGUAUAUAUUAUUCAAAAGUUCAUCAG